Menidia menidia (Atlantic silverside) is the source of this 1122-nucleotide messenger RNA. Lineage: Eukaryota; Metazoa; Chordata; Actinopteri; Atheriniformes; Atherinopsidae. The record is from the annotation of a GenBank genome assembly.
AUAAGUAAACAUUUCCGCUGUAUCGCCAUGGAUUCAAACAAGGACGAAGCGGAACGGUGCAUCAAAAUAGCUGUAAAUGCGAUUAGUAACAACCAGCCUGACAAAGCUAGGAAGUUUCUAGAGAAGGCACAACGUCUAUUUCCGACAGACCGGGCCAAAAGCUUGUUGGAGUCGUUAGCGCAAAAUGGAAAACCUCCAGAAGAUAAUGAUCGACCUGCUAACGGAGAUGGACCUAGUAUGAGGCACAGAGGUGGCGACAGAGACGGGGCUGAUGUGACACAGGGGCCCUCAGAGUCUGCUAAAUCUUACACGAGCGAACAGAUGGAGGCUGUCAGAAAGAUAAAGAGCUGUAAAGAUUAUUACCAAAUUCUUGGAGUGGAAAAGACUGCCUCAGAGGAGGAUCUUAAAAAGGCUUACAGAAAGCUGGCGUUGAAAUUCCAUCCGGACAAAAAUCAUGCACCUGGAGCCACAGAGGCAUUUAAAGCUAUCGGUAAUGCCUACGCCGUUCUCAGUAACACUGAAAAACGAAGGCAGUAUGACCAGUACGGAGAGGAGAGAACGCACCCCAGCAGGCACAGAGAACAUCGUGAUUUUGAAGCAGAUAUCUCACCCGAGGACCUGUUUAACAUGUUCUUUGGUGGAGGCUUCCCGACAAGCAAUGUUCAUGUUUACAGAAAUGGAAGAAUGCACUUUGCACAUCAUAAUAGGCACGAAAGACGAGAACAACAAAGAGAUGGAGGUCUGGCUCUGUUUGUCCAGCUGUUGCCCAUCUUAAUCCUCAUCAUUGUUUCUGCUCUCAGCCAGUUGAUGGUCACACAGCCUCCAUACAGCCUUAGCUAUCGUCCGUCAGCUGGACAUAUUCACAAAAGGCAUACAACACACCUGAAGGUGCCUUUCUAUGUGGGGGAACGUUUCAGUGAUGAAUUUACCGGUAAUAACCUGAAGAAUGUUGAGAGAAGUGUGGAGGAAGACUACAUCUCCAACCUAAGAAACAACUGUUGGAAGGAGAAGCAGCAGAAGGAAGGCUUGCUAUAUCGUGCUCGGUACUUUGGGGAUUCUGAGUUGUACCAAAGAGCCCAGAGAAUGGGGACUCCCAGCUGUUCCAGGCUAUCUGAGAUCCAG